UAGUAACCUUGGCACCCAUGGCGGCCCAUGUCUUUCCCCAGAUCUGCCCAGACUCGACGGUCUGGUUUAGUGUGUCGAGUGUGUGAAUGCCCCCCACACUAGACUCCACUGGGGACGCGCCCCUGCACACCCCCCGUGCGGGGGAUAUUUCUGGGAAAAUCUCGUUGACGGGUGCUCGAUUUGUCGCCGUUGAGCUCGAUCAAAAACGCUCGGACCCCCAUCGACCAGUUUCCUGGCUGCUUUAGUGCUUUACCAUAGUGUAGCAGCCCAUCCAACUUCCCCCCAACUCCACGCUGAGGACGAAGGGAGUGAGCGUUGGAUCACCGUACCUACAUGUCAAAAAGCGGGUGCCUUGCGUGAUUUGGCGAUGUCGCGGCUCAAAUGGCCUCGAACCAGCAGACCGUAGUCGCCUCAGCCGCCUCAGGCACGACUCUCACAUCUCUCACACCUCUCACAACCCCAGCCGCGACCGCGAGCCCUGCCGCCGCCUAUAAGCGCGCCAGCCGGAAGGGCGCGCCCAAGAAGUUCGCCUGCGAGUGGCCCGACUGCGACAAGAUCUACUCGCGACACGAGCACCUCCAACGACAUCAAUUGAACCAUGAGCCCAAGCAGAUCUACAAGUGUAAUGUGCCAGACUGCAAUCAGAUCUUCGUCCGCCAGGACCUCCUGAUGAGACACAAGAAGCGUCAUUCCACUUCCUAUGUCCCCAGGAAUCGUGCAAGCAGCUUCAGCAUCCCCACCAAGGACUCUUCAUCCGAUGGCACCUCAGCCGCUUCGCCUGGUGUCACCACCAGUGCUCAGCCUGCCCCAACGCCCAUACCAUUGGCACCGGCGCCUGCUCCGGCACCACCAGUAGGCCAGGGCCUGCGAUCCAUGUCUGUGUCACACUCGGGUCCUCCACCUCAGUCAACUUUAUUUCAACAGCAGCCAGCUAGCAUGCCUCGGAACGCAUCCGUGUUGUUGAGUCCAAACUCCAGUAUAGCUUCUCAGCAAACGCCGGCGAGCUCCAUGGUACACACGCCUACUUGGCCUCGACCUAUGGAGGGAGUCAGUAUGCUACCGCCUAAGCCUACCUAUUAUCCCCAAGGCCAAGCUUCUUUGCAAGACCACUCAUCAUUCAUGCCUUACGAUUUACAGGUGCCUCACGAUUCAAGUGACUUCGCUUCGACCAACUUUGGUUUAUGGCUUUUCGAUAACCAGCGUAGCUACGGUGACUUUAAUGUCGCUAACUUGUCGUUCAUGGAGGGAGGACUGGAGUCCCCUUUCAACAACAACAUCCAUUAUGAUCACGAAUCUUUAACGAGUAGGUCUCAGGUUGACCACACACCACCUCGUCACCCUGACUUACCUGAUGAGCUCAUAUCCGAGCACCGACGCCUCGAGAUCGUGAAUUGCAUAAGUAUGUUCCGACGAAGACAGAAUGAAUAUGACUCCAGACUGGAUUACCUUCUGCAGGAGUCUGGAAACGACUUCCCUGCUAUUAACUUAGAUUUCCUGCAUGAAUGCGUUCGGCAAUACUGGGAUAUCGUGUCGCCACGCCUGCCCAUCGUUCAUCAACCUACAUUCUCACCUACGAGGUGUCCUGUUUACUUGCUCCUUGUCAUGAUUGCCCUAGGAGCUGCUCAGAUUCACGACCAGUCCCCUACCGGGGAGCACGAAGAUUAUAAAGCCCUUGCUAACCUUAUCAUCACUGCCAUCCGCCUGGAAAUCCUCGGUGAUAAGGGAGCGAUACCCCCUGUUGAUCUCUGGGUUGCCCAAGCGCUGCUGCUUGUAGAGUUCUAUGAGAAGAUGUAUUCAACAAGGAAACUACACGAAAGAGGUCAUAUAUACCAUGUUGUGACUCUCAACUACCUGAGGCGAGGUAGCCCACUUAUCGGCAAAGCGGGUUUAGAGUCGCCGCCGGAUGAACAAAACGGUAUCGAGCCAGGCCCUGAUGAUCGAACCUGGUGGGUCCGAUGGGCCGAAACCGAAGCUAUGCACCGAGUUGUAUUUGCCGCAUUCAUGAUGGAUGUUGUUCACGCUGCUAUGUUUGGCCAUGCCUCUGAUAUGGCGCCCCACGAGAUUCGUCUUCCUCUCCCAUGCGAUGAAGCCCUGUGGUCUGCUACGAGUCAAGAGAACAUGCGUCAACUCGAGGGAACUCUCCGCAUGUAUGGUGUGAAACCGGUCUUCUUCCUUGAUGGCUUGAAACGGGCCCUUCACGGACAAGAAGUCAGGACACAUUCAUUCGGACGCAUGAUCAUCAUGUGCGGUCUUCUUAGCGUCGGAUGGCAUCUUCGACAUCGCGAAACGCAUCUGAAGUGGCUAGAUAUGGCUCCCAAUGCGACCGAAACAAGGGAUAAAUGGUGCAAGAUGCUCUUAAAGGCAUUUGAUGACUGGAAGACGAGUUUCGACGACGCCAUUGGUUCCAGCAGCGCUGGUAGUGCUGACCCAAGUGGAUCAGGACAGCAGGCUGCUUCUAACGGCUUGAUCCAGAGUGCUGCGGUUCUAUAUCACUUGGCUUACAUUAGUCUCUACGUCGAUAUUAUCGACUGCCAAGUCUAUGCCGGCGCCAAGCGCUUAGUCGGCCGCAAAGUAUCGUCUCGAGAUCUUGCGAAUGUAAACUCGCGAAUGGUCGUGUGGGCUGGUCAAUUCCUCAGCAGACGAGCGAUCUUGCACGCAUUCAAGCUUCUUCAUCGGAUCCUCGUUGAUCCCCGUCAGAAGAAGAUUUCAUCGAUCCAAGACCACGGAAGUGGUAGUCGGGGCGGUAUCCAGUAUUCGACACGUGCUGAUUCUGACCCCCACCGACCGUGGAUCAUGUACUAUGCUACUUUGAGCAUAUGGUCCUUUACACAAGCCGUCAAAGGACAAGUCCACGGUACACCAUCUUUCUCGAGUCGCACACGUGGUGGCAUGAAUAGUGUACCUGAGUACCUCUCUAGAGUGGCCAAACUCUCUGAACUCGACUCUGUCACCGCCGCUACCCUGAGCGAUGGCGUACCCGACCUGCUCGAUGUCGUGUACAAGCUCUUGUCUCAGUCGCACUGGGAACUAUUGAAAGAGGCUUGUCAGAGGCUUGCUAAUUGCAAGGAUCUCAUGUACAGUGGUGGCGCGUCAUGAAUGAGAAUGCUGUGAAAGGUCUCAAACAUUUUGGGGUCUUUGUCUUGCUUACUGUAGACUCAGAAUGUCUUGGCGACAUGGAAGCCCCUGAACCGCCUUAGCCAUCACUAUACGCGGUCGCGCGUUACCCGCCACGAUUUUGCGAAAUCCUGUAAGAAACCAUUCCUACAUCAAAGGUGCCUGCCUCUAAUUCUGUUCAUAGCAAUAUCACCUGUGGAAUAAGUGCUAUGAAUGCAUUCUAUAUGGGAUACGCACUUCGCCCAAGCAUCUUGACGCUCGAGGACAUUGCUUUCCCUAGCUCAACCGCAAUCCAUCUUGCGCACUUUGAAGAGCGCCACGUUCAACCCUACAACAAGGAUACGGGCACUGACUGGAGGCGCCGAAAAUGUAGUAUGGCAUAUAUUUUUGGGAAGCACGCGAUUUAGUGUGAUAUGCGCAGGCAUCUAGCACCACCAGCAUCAUUGACGAUUGGGUGCCAGAAGGUGUUCUAUAAGGCAUCAUCAUGCAUAUACUCAGGGAUGCUUGGUUAGAUGACACAGGAUCUUUGGAGGGCCCAUUUACAUCAUACUAAUUGUGAUGUGACGUGAUGGUGUAGAAGAUCAAAAUGUCGAGUGCUACACCAAUUGUAUAUACCGCAAAACAAAAAAAUACCUAUUUAGGUAGUUAAUUCAUAGUCUGCACACAUGCACACCUACAUAAAAUAAUCAUAGCCUUAUUUCAACAAA
Molecule: messenger RNA, 3821 nt
Organism: Xylaria bambusicola
Lineage: Eukaryota; Fungi; Ascomycota; Sordariomycetes; Xylariales; Xylariaceae
Product: zinc finger protein zas1
Exons: 2
Coding region: 382-3096 (904 amino acids)
Biological process (GO): DNA-templated transcription; regulation of transcription by RNA polymerase II
Cellular component (GO): chromatin
Molecular function (GO): RNA polymerase II cis-regulatory region sequence-specific DNA binding; DNA-binding transcription factor activity, RNA polymerase II-specific; zinc ion binding
Source: RefSeq, a predicted model, not a curated record